CCGCAAUCCUCCUCUCCCCUCCCUACACGCGCUUCCAGGCUUUGAUGGAAGACGCACACGCGCGUCUCAGGUGAAGUCGACAAGCGACUGCGGUGCGGUGCAGUCGACAUGGCCAUGACGCAGCAGCAGCCCAUCCCGUUGGCGUCGACGGUGGACCGCAUCGUCCAGGAGUUGCGCUCCAAGAAUGACGACAACCGCCAGAAGGCGGCGCACAUGGUGCGCCAAACGGUCGAGAAUGCGCACCGAGAACUGCCCCCGCAGGCCUUCCAGCAAUUCUACAAUGAUGUGAACAUGCGCAUCUCGCAGCUCAUCGUGGCCGGCAGCGACUCCAGCGACCGCAUCGGCGGCAUCUAUGCGCUUAACUCGCUCAUCGACUUCCGCGGUGACGAUGCCGGCCAGAAGACGACGCGGUUCGCCAGCUACCUCCGUAGCGUCAUGCGUGGCACAGACAAUACUUCCAUGGUCGUCGCUGCGAAGGCCCUCGGCCGGCUGGCGAAACCGGGUGGAACGCUCACGGCGGAGCUGGUGGAGGCAGAGGUCAAGGUAGCGCUGGAGUGGCUGCAGAUGGAGCGCACAGAAAGCAGGCGCUUCGCUGCUGUGCUCAUCCUGCGCGAGCUUGCAAAGAACUCGCCCACGCUCAUGUACCAGUGGAUCGCGCAGAUCUUCGAGGUCAUAUGGGUCGCCCUGCGAGACCCCAAGGUCCUUAUCAGGGAGUCGGCCGCCGAGGCCAUCAGCGCCUGCUUCGAGAUCAUCUCCCCGCGCGACCAGCAGAUGCGCCACUUGUGGUUCAGCAGAGUGUACGAGGAGAUCUUGAAGGGCUUCGGUCUGAACACCAACGAGGCGAUACACGGGUCUCUGCUCACGAUGAAGGAGCUGCUAGACAAGAGCGCCAUGUUCAUGAACGACCAAAAGUACAAGGAGACGGUCGAGACGGUCUUGAAAUACAGGGAGCAUCGCGAUGCGCUUGUGAGACGCGAGGUCGUGCUUAUCAUUCCUAUUCUUGCCAGCUACUCGCCCACCGAAUUUGCCGCAAAGUACCUGCAUCAGUGCAUGUUACAUCUUCAAGGGCUCAUCCGGAAGGAUCGCGAUAGGGACAAGGCUUUCAUGGCAAUAGGUCAGAUCUCCAAUGCCGUGGGGGUUGCGAUUGCGCCGUACCUUGAUGGGAUACUAGGUUUCAUCCAGGAUGGCCUCACCGCAAAAGCACGCAACAAGGCCAUCAACGAAGCCCCGAUCUUUCAAUGUCUUAGUAUGAUUGCUGCCGCUGUGGGGCAGGCUCUUAGCAAGAAUGUCGAACGGCUCCUGGACCCCAUCUUUUCGUGCGGGCUGAGCGAUUCUCUCUUCCAGGCUUUGGUUGACAUGGCACACUAUGUACCGCCUUGUCGACCAAUUAUUCAGGAGAAGCUUUUGGAUCUCCUCAGUCAGAUUCUGGCGGGGCGACACUACUUGCCGCUGGGUAGUCCCCACCAAGAGCGUCAGCCCCCCCUUAUUUGGACUCGCGAUCACAAGGACCCGACCAUCAUCGCCUCGCGGGAACAAGAGAUUGCACUUGCUCUCCACACGCUUGGCAGCUUCGACUUUACCGGCCACGUUUUGAACGAGUUCGUGCGCGAUGUCGCGAUCCGAUACGUCGAAGCGGAUAACCCCGAGAUCCGCAAACGCGCAGCAUUGACAUGUUGCCAGCUGUUCGUGAAAGACCCCAUCGUCCACCAGACAAGCGUCCAAGCUACCAAGGUCGUCGGCGACAUCAUUGAGAAGCUUCUUUCAGUCGGCGUAGGUGACAUCGACCCCGAGAUCCGCUGGGAGGUACUGAUGGCGCUUGACGCUCGCUUUGACCGCCACCUUGGAAAGGCGGAUAACAUCCGCACUUUGUUUCUGGCUCUCAAUGACGAGGUCUUCGCUAUCCGCGAAGCUGCAAUGUCUAUUAUUGGACGUCUUACGGUGGUGAACCCUGCCUAUGUCUUCCCGUCGUUACGCAAAGUCCUGCUACAGCUCUUGACCGAAGUCAACUACUCAAAUAGUCCCCGAAGCAAGGAAGAGAGUGCUCGUUUGAUCAGUAACCUCGUCGGAGCGGCGGAUCACCUGAUUAAGCCGCUGGUGGACCCCAUCGUCGCUGUGCUACUCCCAAAAGCGAAGGAUCCGAACCCGGAAGUUGCCUCGACGACACUCAAAGCCAUCGGCGACCUGGCUACAGUUGGCGGCGAAAGCAUGACCAAGUACAUCCCCGACCUCAUGCCCAUAAUCCUGGACUUCAUGCAAGAUCUGGCAUCAGACUCCAAACGCUUUGCCGCUCUACGUGCUCUCGGACAGCUGGCAACACACGUCGGCUACGUGAUGGAGCCGUACCGCGAUUACCCCGAACUCAUGAACAUUCUCAUGAACAUUGUCAAAAGCGAGCCUGAAGGUGAACUGCGUCGUGAGACAGUCAAGCUAAUGGGCACGAUCGGUGCCCUCGACCCAGACGAGUACCAGAAAAUCAUGGAGCAGUCCCCCGACAAGCAUCUUAUUCUCGAGGCACAAGCCGUUACUGAUGUCUCGCUUAUCAUGCAGGGUAUCACGCCCUCGAAUGAGGAAUACUAUCCAACUAUCGUGAUCAACACCCUUAUGGGAUUGUUGAAGGACACAUCCUUAUCGCAAUUCCAUUCCUCGGUUGUAGACGCUGUCAUGAACAUCUACGCUACGAUGGGUUUGAAAUGCGUGCCUUUCCUUAAUAUGGUGGUUCCUGGCUUCUUGCAGGUCAUCCGCGCUGCGCCCACCGGUAGAACCGAGGGUUACUUCAAUCAGCUCAGUCAGCUCGUCCGCAUUGUCCGCCAGCAUAUUCGCCCUUACCUACCGUCCAUUCUCGCCACAAUCCAGGACUUCUGGGGUAGCAGUACACAGCUCCAGGCAACGAUUCUCUCGCUCAUAGAAUCUAUCGCGAAGUCGCUAGAAGGAGAGUUCAAGGUUUACCUAGCGGAUGUUCUGCCCUUGAUGCUGGGCGUCAUGGAGGCGGAUCAGACGCCGCAGCGUGUCCCCUCGACGAGAGUCCUACAUGCGUUCCUUAUCUUUGGCUCCAGUGCGGAAGAGUAUAUGCAUCUCAUUGUACCAGUCAUGGUCAACAUGUUCGACAAACCAGGUCAGCCUGUGUUUCUUCGUAAGCUGGCAAUGGAGACAUUGGGCCGCCUCUCAAAGCAAGUCAACAUCUCGGAAUUUUCGGCACGCAUAGUCCAGCCUAUCUGCCGUGUGCUUGCAGGCAGCGAUUCUACUCUGAAGCAGGCUGCGCUUGAGACGCUCUGUGCUCUCAUCUUCCAACUCGGACCGGACUACAUCCACUUCGUACCCACGGUCAACAAGAUUCUCAUUACUCACAAAGUGCCGCAUGAGAAUUACGGACGCAUCGUCGCAAAGCUUCAGCGGGGCGAGCCAUUACCGCAGGAUCUCAGUCCAGACGAGCGAUAUGGCGAGGACGACGAGGAUAUCAACCCUGCGGAGAUCCAGACCAAGAAGCUCGCUGUUAACCAGCAACAUCUGAAGCAGGCUUGGGAAGCUUCAUCAAAGACCACACGGGAGGAUUGGGUCGAAUGGAUGCGGCGAUUCAGCGUUGAGCUGCUUCGAGAGUCACCGCAGCAGGCUUUGCGGGCUUGCACGCCGUUAGCGAGUGUCUACAAUCCGAUCGCCAGGACCCUAUUCAACUCAGCAUUCGUCUCAUGCUGGACCGAGCUGUAUGACCAAUACCAGGAAGAGCUUGUGCGGUCCAUUGAGACGGCUCUCACGUCGCCUAAUAUUCCACCUGAGAUCCUUCAGAUACUGCUCAACCUCGCCGAGUUUAUGGAGCAUGACGACAAAGCCCUUCCUAUCGAUGUUAGGAUCCUCGGUAUGUAUGCGGGCAAGUGUCACGCUUUUGCCAAAGCGCUCCAUUACAAGGAGCUCGAGUUCAACGCGGAGCAGAAUUCAAGUGCUGUAGAGGCUCUUAUUAGUAUUAACAACCAGUUACAGCAGACUGAUGCAGCGUUUGGCAUAUUGCGUAAAGCGCAGGGAUACAGCGAUGUCGAGCUCAAGGAGACGUGGUUUGAGAAGCUGCAGAAAUGGGAGGAGGCGCUGACGUCCUAUCAACGUCGUGAGCGGGAUGAACCAGACUCAUUUGAAAUUACGAUGGGUAAGAUGAGGUGUCUGCAUGCGCUGGGAGAGUGGGACCUACUUUCCAGCUUGUCCAAGGAGAAGUGGGCCAAUGCGUCGCAAGAGUACCGCAAAGCGAUAGCACCGCUUGCUGCCGCUGCUGCGUGGGGUCUGGGCAAGUUUGCCGACAUGGACUCUUACCUUACCGUCAUGAAGGAGCAGUCGCCCGACCGAGCUUUCUUCGCGUCCAUCGUCAACAUUCACAACAACCGCUUUGAAAUCGCCACGGAGGAGAUUGCUAAGGCACGGCGAGGUCUCGAUACGGAGCUAAGCUCGCUACUAGGUGAAUCGUACCAGCGCGCGUACCUCCCCAUGAUCCGCGUCCAGAUGUUGGCCGAGCUGGAAGAAAUCAUGAUGUACAAGCAGAACGACGGGAACCUCGAGAAGCAAGCUAGCAUGCGCAGGACCUGGAUGAAGCGUCUCAAGGGGCUACAGCCAAACCCCGAAGUCUGGCAACGCAUGAUGAAGGUCCGCCAACUCGUCAUCACUCCUCAGCAGAGUCUUGAUAUGUGGAUCAAGUACACCAAUCUCUGCCGUAAGAACGAGCGCAUGGGACUCGCAGAGAAGGGUCUGCAAAAGCUGCUUGACAUCGACAAUGGUGAUGUUUUCGCAUGUGUACGCGAAAACGUCAGCAAGAUUCCAUACCCUGUGUCAUACGCGGCUUUCAAGCUCAUGUGGGGUACGCCUGGCCAUAGAGAGGAGGCACUGGAAAUGCUCAAAGACUUCACCGCUCGAUUGGCGGACGAUGUAGCAAUAAAGGCUCGAGCCGCGCAGAACGGAAUGAUGCCACCGAACGGAAUGCACGGCAUGACUAACGGUCAUGCUGUGAGCCCAAUGAACCCCUUCGCGGCUGCCAAUGGCGUCAAUGGCGUCAAUGGUAUGAAUGGAUCCAGCAUGCUGAACGGCUCAAAUGUGUUCAGCUCGCCUGCGGAGUUGGUAGAUUGCCAGAGGCUGCUUGCUAAGUGCUAUCACAAAGUCGGAGAGUGGCAGUCACAUAUCCAAAACGGCGAAUGGGAACACGACCAGGUCCACGAGAUCCUAUCCGCCUACUCUGCGGCAACGCGAUACAACAAAGACUGGUACAAGGCGUGGCACUCAUGGGCGCUAGCUAACUUCGAAGUUGUCAACUCACUCACUUCGCAGGCCGACCGCGAGUCCACCGAAUUACCGCCAAACGUCGUGCACGAGCACAUUAUCCCUGCCAUCAUGGGUUUCUUCAAGUCUAUCGCUUUGUCAUCAUCUAGCUCGCUUCAGGAUACCCUUCGUCUUCUUACACUCUGGUUCAGCCAUGGUGGCAUUUCUGACGUCAACCGGACAGUGUCGGACGGCACCAAGCAAGUGCCCAUCGACACAUGGCUCGAGGUCAUUCCUCAACUUCUUGCUCGCAUUAAUCAGCCGAAUCCAACAAUCCGACAAUCUAUCCACCAACUGCUUAGUGAAGUGGGCAAAGCGCAUCCACAAGCAUUGGUGUUCCCUCUGACCGUCUCGAUGAAAUCCGAUCAGAAUAGACGACAACGCUCUGCCAAGGAGCUCAUGGAGGCUAUGCGCGAGCACUCACCUCGCCUGGUCGAACAGGCAGACCUUGUCAGUACAGAACUUGUUCGCAUUGCUGUGCUCUGGCAUGAGCAGUGGCACGAGGGUCUCGAGGAGGCUUCACGUCUGUACUUUGGUGACCACAACAUCGAGGGCAUGUUUGCGACGCUUGCACCGCUGCAUGCCAUGAUCGACCGCGGCCCAGAGACGCUCCGUGAAAUCUCGUUCAUCCAAUCGUUCGGUCGAGAGCUGCAAGAGGCGCGCGACUGGUGUAACACAUUCCGCACAUCUGGAGAGAUGGGCGACCUCAACCAGGCAUGGGAUCUCUACUACCAGGUCUUCCGCAAGAUCUCACGGCAACUGCCAUCUCUCAUGACGUUGGAGCUUCAGUACGUCUCGCCGAAGCUCAAGGAGGCACACGAUCUCGAGCUAGCCGUGCCGGGUACCUACCAAGUCGGGAAGCCGGUCAUCCGCAUCGGCUCAUUCAGCCCGGUGGCUUCAGUCAUCCAGUCCAAGCAGAGGCCCAGGAAGCUGGAGAUGCAGGGCAGUGACGGAAAGCCGCAUACGCAUAUCCUCAAGGGCCACGAAGAUAUUCGCCAGGACGAGCGUGUGAUGCAGCUGUUCGGCCUCUGCAAUACAUUGCUGACGAAUGACACGGAGAGCCGUAAGAGGCAUCUCAACAUCCAAGGCUACGCUGUCGUACCACUUUCGACACAGUCUGGUCUUAUCGGCUUCGUGCCCAACUCGGAUACCCUGCACGUGCUCAUCCGCGAGUACCGCGACUCCCGCAAGAUCCUGCUCAACAUCGAGCACCGCAUCAUGCUGCAGAUGGCGCCGGACUACGACUGCCUUACGCUCAUGCAGAAGGUCGAGGUCUUUGGGUACGCGCUGGAUAACACGACAGGCCAGGACCUCUACCGCGUGCUCUGGCUCAAAUCCAAGAGCUCCGAGGCGUGGCUCGACCGCCGCACAAACUACACGCGCUCGCUGGCUGUCAUGUCCAUGGUCGGAUACAUUCUCGGUCUGGGCGAUCGCCACCCAAGUAAUCUUAUGCUCGAUCGCGUCACGGGCAAGAUUGUGCACAUUGAUUUUGGCGACUGUUUCGAGGUCGCGAUGCACCGCGAGAAGUACCCCGAGCGCGUGCCGUUCAGGCUCACGCGUAUGCUCACGUAUGCCAUGGAGGUUAGCAACAUCGAGGGCAGCUACAGGACGACGUGCGAGCAUGUGAUGCGGGUGCUGCGGACGAACAAGGAGAGCGUCAUGGCGGUGCUCGAGGCGUUCAUCCACGACCCCCUCCUCACCUGGCGCCUCGGCGCCCGUGACUCCCCUCCCGAACCCAACUUCCCCUCCGAGCGCCGCGCCUCCAUUAUCGGCCUCCCCGACCCCUCCGCCACGCCCUCCGCAUCUACCGACCCCUUCACCAACCCCGCCGCCUCCCUCACCACGCGCGCUCGCCACCGUAGCUCCGUCGCUCCUGCGCCUGUCAACGAAGCCGAGGCGAAGGAAGUCCAGAAUGCGCGCGCCCUGCAGGUGUUGUCGAGGGUCAAGGAGAAGUUGACGGGACGGGACUUUGGAAAUAGUGUGGGACGGGGCGAUGAGCUGAAUGUGCCGACGCAGGUAGAUCGGCUGAUUAAGGAGGCGACGAAUUUGGAGAACUUGUGUCAGCAUUAUAUUGGGUGGUGUAGUUUCUGGUAGGGUACGCCAAAGAGGUUACGGGUGUUUUGGUGUUGGGUUCCGGUCUUGUGUGCGGUCGAGGGGUCGGGUUGCUUUUCGAGAAGCGAUGGUAUGGCAUUUGAUGGUGUUUCUUCGGGUUCUUGGGUGUCGAUCAUACAUGAAUGGCUGGUUUUGGCAGACGUCGUUUCAACGAGCUUGAAUUGCAUUUGUACAGUAGCUGAGUUGCGCCCAUAUGGGCAAUUACUUUUCACCGUUCC
This is a messenger RNA of Paraphaeosphaeria sporulosa, 7616 nucleotides long. RefSeq lists its product as uncharacterized. Gene Ontology annotation, molecular function: protein binding; protein-containing complex binding; protein serine/threonine kinase activity. NCBI's taxonomy places the organism in Eukaryota, Fungi, Ascomycota, Dothideomycetes, Pleosporales, Didymosphaeriaceae. Gene Ontology annotation, cellular component: TORC2 complex; nucleus; TORC1 complex. Gene Ontology annotation, biological process: TOR signaling; protein phosphorylation; negative regulation of macroautophagy. The record is from RefSeq and is a predicted model, not a curated record. Bases 109 to 7380 code for a protein of 2423 amino acids. The transcript has 4 exons.